CCCACCGAGGGCCUGGCCCCAGCAGACAGCCUGAACGACCCGGCGUCAGAGAGUAACGCCGAUGAGCUGGCUGCUGCAGUGACCCAGGCUGUGGCCCGGCUAGCCCCGUCCUGCACCUUAACCCCCACUCAGACCAUGAUGCUGGCCAGCCCGGCUAAGAUACAGGCAGCUACGACCACGGCAGAGGUGGUGAAUGGAAUAGAGUCUGCUGCUGGGAGGCCAGGACCGCCUCCCGCGGUGGCCAAAGCCCCGCUGAAGAAAGACAACCAGUGGUUUGACGUUGGCAUCGUCAAGGUCACCAACACGGUGGUCACGCACUACUACCUACCCGACGAAGACGCGGCUGCUGUUGAUGAUGACUCUGGGACGAUCCCGGACUACAGUCAGAUGAGGAAGAUGGAUCUCCAGCCAGGGACGGCCUAUAAAUUCAGGGUGGCCGGGAUCAACACCUGUGGCCGGGGGAACUUCUCGGAGGUCUCAGCCUUCAAGACCUGUCUACCAGGCUUCCCCGGAGCUCCCUGUGCUAUCAAGAUCAGCAAGAGCCCAGACGGCGCCCACCUGACCUGGGAGCCUCCGUCGGUCACAUCUGGUAAGAUCAUUGAGUACUCGGUGUACCUGGCCAUCCAGAGCGCCCAGAGCGGGGAACAGGCCAAGCCCACCACCACCACCACCCCAGCCCAGCUGGCUUUCAUGCGGGUCUUCUGUGGGCCCAACCCCUCCUGCCUGGUGCAGUCGUCCAGCCUCUCCAACGCACACAUAGACUACACCACCAAGCCUGCCAUCAUCUUCCGUAUCGCAGCCCGCAACGAGAAAGGCUACGGCCCUGCCACGCAGGUCAGGUGGCUCCAAGAGAUUAGUAAAGAUGGCCUUGCAGGUAAACCUACUGUUAAGAGACCAGGCUCCUCGCCUGACAUGAAAGCUGCUGGUCCAAAGAAGGCCAGAUCAGACCA
Molecule: messenger RNA, 950 nt
Organism: Salvelinus sp. IW2-2015
Lineage: Eukaryota; Metazoa; Chordata; Actinopteri; Salmoniformes; Salmonidae
Product: host cell factor 1
Biological process (GO): chromatin remodeling; regulation of DNA-templated transcription
Cellular component (GO): histone methyltransferase complex
Molecular function (GO): transcription coactivator activity; protein binding
Source: RefSeq, a predicted model, not a curated record